Paramecium sonneborni is the source of this 2128-nucleotide messenger RNA. The record is from the annotation of a GenBank genome assembly. NCBI's taxonomy places the organism in Eukaryota, Ciliophora, Oligohymenophorea, Peniculida, Parameciidae.
AUGAAUAAAUUAUAACACUACGCUGAUGUGUAUACUUUUGAACCCAAUUUAGAUCAAGUUUUAAUAGAAAUAAUACCUGACAUGAUUGAAUCAGUAGCUGAUUUGAAUGACACUCAAAUUUAAGAUAGAUUAGCAACAAAAAAAGUUAGUUCAUAAACUAAGACUGUUACUUUUAAUGGGUUGAUUUUAAUAUUAUUGAUGUUCAUGGUUUUAACGAUAAUUAGAUGGUUAAUGAAUAAGAUUGAUAUAAGAUUGUUGAAAUACAUGUUAAAGUAAUUAGACAUAAUUAUAAGAUUUUAGAGAUUCAGCAUUAAUGUUACCAAUGGUGUUUAUAAUAUUGGUAUUCAAUUAUAUGUCAAGUAGUUCUAUUAAGCAAAAAUUGAAUAUUUAUGGAGUUCUAUAUUAUGUAGAUCUAGAUAAAUUCUUAAUGCAAAUUGUGACAUUUAUAAUAGUGUGGUUUGGUGUAGGAGUUGUAUUUACUUUUUUGUGGUAGCAUUAAAAUUCUAUAAAUGAAGAAUUUGAACAAUUAGAUGCAGAAUAAACGCAUAGAUUGUAUGAGAAUAUGUACUUGUAUAAUGAUUCAAACACUUAUAUAAUACAAGAGAAAGUGCAAUAUCAUUCAAUCAGAUAAUAGUUUAUUUAACCUAUUGAUAUUCCAGUGAUAAAUUCUAGGAUUUUGAGGAAGGAUUUCAAUUUUGCAUAAUAUUUGAAUUUGAACCAACGUAAAAUCUAUACAUAAAUCUUAAGAAUCAACUCAUUCAGUAUAAUACCGAUUAUCCUUUGUUUUUUUCUAACCUAUGUCUUCUCAUCUAUACUAAUUACUAUAGUAUUACUUUUAUAUUAUUGGGUGUAAAAAAACAACCUAUAUUAAAUUUAUACAAAGAUAGACACUCCAUAUAAAUAUAGCCCUGCAACUUAGCAAUUUCGUGGAAUUUAAACACCACCUUAUAUCAAUUUACCAUUGUAAAAGAACAAAUCUAGAUUAUAAUAAGUAAUUGGAUCAAAACAUUUCAAUUUGAGAUUAUUACACUCCUUUAUUUUUAUCUAAAUCUUUUGGUUCUCUUGGUUGUUUUAUGCACAUAGAGUGAAUAAUUCAAUUCUUGAACAUACAUGGUUAUCAGUUUUUGUAUCAAUAGCAUCAAUAAAUGUAACUAUUUUAACACCAAUGAUUGUUAAAGUAUUAAGUUAUACACAUUUAGUAGCAGAUCCAUUUAAAGUAUGUGCAGAAUCUCAAUACAAUAGACAAUGUUUGUUAGAAAAAGUAUCUCAUUAUUUAAGAUUUUGUAAUCGUAAAGAAGAGGAAUAGGGUAAUCAUCAUCAUCAUUAAGUAAAUGAAUAAGAUUCAGAAUAACAUUAAGAAGAAAAUGAAAAUUAAGAUUAAGACUAAGAAUAGAAUUAAGAAAAAGAUUAAUAUUCUUUAACUGUUGGUUAAUAAUAGCUUAUAAAAUAUGCAUUUACCUCUCUUAUUAAUAAUGAAAAAGAAAAGUAUGUAAAAUAAGCAGUUGAGUAAUAUAAAAAAUAAUUGAUUGAGAAUCCUAAUUUAAUAUAAGUUCCUAUAGAUUCAGAAGAAGAGGAAGAUUUAGAAUUAGAAUUAAAUGAGCAAUCGGGAUCUUAAGAAGAAGAAGAUUAAGAUGAUCAAUCAUAAGAAAGACAAUAAUAGUAGAAUCAAAAUUAAUAAUUACCUUAACCUAAAGAUAUGAAUGAGGCAUUAAAAGAAUAUGAAUAAAAGAUUGUACGUAAAUUACUAAGCAAAACUGAAAGCAGCAGUAUUAAUAUUAAUCAAUUGAUGGAUCUUAAAAAAUAUGUUGAUUGCAAUUUACCCUUAUGGUAUAUGGUUCUAAUGGUUGAUAAAUAUUUUAAAUUAAACAAUACAUUAAUUGAUACCAUUAGAUAUAAUGAUCUUUGUAAUUAUUCUGGAUUCAAUUAAUAUGCUCUUGAAACUGGAGAUAUGUAUCCUCAAUAAAAUGAAGUUAUGACACUUACAUAAUUUAAAGAAUAUCUUAUGAGUUUCUUUUCUGAGUAGGAGGCUGAAGAUAUUGUAACUGAAUAUAGCUUUUAACAACAAAUGGUCAAUUUUGAAUAAUUUUACUAAUUCAUUGAAAAUAACAUUGCUUUGUUUCCAAAAUGA